Symbiodinium natans is the source of this 303-nucleotide messenger RNA. The record is from the annotation of a GenBank genome assembly. NCBI's taxonomy places the organism in Eukaryota, Dinophyceae, Suessiales, Symbiodiniaceae.
AUGCCACGUCGUGAAGAGAAGGACUGUCGUGGUCGAGGCUGUGUAUCGUCCCGGCAACCCAACUACCUCAGCAUCCGCUCCAAGCCGAAGACAGACGACGGCGAAGGCGCCGUCAGGCAGUACACAGGUGAUACUUGUUAUGCUGAAGUCAAUUAUUAUGCGGAUGACUGCAAACUGUUGGAGAAGCAUGCGGAUUUGAUCAACUCCCUUCGCAACUAUGUGCGCGGUCACCACGCAAAAGCUACGGUCUACCGCGGAACGAUGCUUCCAGCAUCCGAGCAUCUCUUCUACCCAAAAAAGUAA